Molecule: messenger RNA, 1581 nt
Organism: Peromyscus californicus insignis
Lineage: Eukaryota; Metazoa; Chordata; Mammalia; Rodentia; Cricetidae
Gene: Amdhd2
Product: amidohydrolase domain containing 2
Exons: 11
Coding region: 103-1419 (438 amino acids)
Biological process (GO): N-acetylglucosamine catabolic process
Molecular function (GO): N-acetylglucosamine-6-phosphate deacetylase activity
Source: RefSeq, a predicted model, not a curated record
UGUUGAGAGUCACGUGGUGCGGCCUGUCCCUGCUUCCGAUUUCCAGUGCACCGGGACCUGCGGGCUUUCGCCCAAAGCCUGCUGGGUUCGGCACGACUCAGAAUGCGUUGCGGCCAAUUUGCAGCGGUGGCCCCGGUGCGCCAGUUCACCAACUGCCGCAUCCUGCGCGGCGGCACGCUGCUCAGGGAGGAUCUGUGGGUGCGCGGGGGCCGCAUCCUGGACCCAGAGAAGCUGUUUUUUGAGGAGAGGCGCAUGGCUGAUGAGCAGCGGGACUGCGGAGGCCACAUCCUGGCUCCCGGCUUUAUCGAUGUGCAGAUGAACGGUGGAUUUGGUGUUGACUUCUCCAGGGCCACGGAGGACGUGGGUUCUGGGAUCGCCCUAGUGGCCCAGAGGAUCCUGUCCCACGGUGUCACCUCCUUCUGUCCCACCCUGGUCACUUCCCCACCAGAGGUUUAUCACAAGGUCCUUCCUCAGAUUCCUGUGAAGAGUGGAGGUCCCCAUGGGGCAGGGGUCCUCGGGGUGCAUUUGGAGGGCCCAUUCAUCAGCCGGGAGAAGCGGGGUGCACACCCUGAGGCCUACCUCCGCUCCUUUGAAGCCAAUGCUUUUCAUGAUGUGCUGGCCACAUAUGGAUCCCUGGACAACGUCCGCAUUGUGACACUUGCCCCUGAAUUAGACCGGAGCCUUGAAGUGAUCCAGGCAUUGACAGCCCAAGGCAUCUGUGUGUCUUUAGGGCAUUCAGUGGCUGACCUGGGGGCUGCAGAAGUAGCAGUGCAGAAUGGGGCCACCUUCAUCACCCACCUCUUCAAUGCCAUGUUGCCUUUCCACCACCGUGACCCAGGCAUAGUGGGGCUUCUCACCAGUGACCAGCUGCCCCCAGGCCACUGCAUCUUCUAUGGGAUGAUUGCUGAUGGCAUACACACUAACCCUGCAGCUCUGCGCAUUGCUCACCGGGCUCAUCCCCAGGGGCUGGUGCUGGUCACUGACGCUGUCCCUGCCCUGGGCUUGGGCAAUGGCCGCCAUACACUGGGACAGCAGGAGGUGGAGGUAGAUGGGCUAAUAGCCCACAUUGCAGGUGAAACUUGGGUAUGCCCUGUUUGUCCACUGGGCUACCAGGCCCACAGAGACUCCCUCCUCCAAUCCUGGCCUUUCUGCUCUCAAGGCACCAAGACACUAUGUGGCAGUAUAGCCCCCAUGGAUGUCUGCAUCCGGCAUUUCCUACAGGCCACAGGCUGUAGUGUGGAGUCGGCUCUGGAAGCUGCAUCCCUCCACCCUGCCCAGCUGCUAGGGCUGGAGAAGACCAAGGGGAACCUGGACUUUGGUGCUGAUGCAGACUUUGUGGUGCUCGACGACUCCCUCCAUGUCCAAGCCACUUACAUCUCGGGUGAACUGGUGUGGCAGGCAGAGGAAGCUGGGCCGUGACUGAGGAUCUUGGCUGGAAAGGACACGUGGCUGCAGCUGGACACUGACAGCCCAGGCAGUCCAGGGAGCUGGUUUCCAGUGAGCAAGCUGGGAGCCAUGCCCCAGGUCUCACGCACAACCUCAUCACUCCACGGAGGCAUAAAUACAGACAGUAGGACUUGA